Hibiscus syriacus is the source of this 2607-nucleotide messenger RNA. RefSeq lists its product as uncharacterized. The coding region runs from base 1 to 2607 and encodes 868 amino acids. Gene Ontology annotation, molecular function: aspartic-type endopeptidase activity. Lineage: Eukaryota; Viridiplantae; Streptophyta; Magnoliopsida; Malvales; Malvaceae. The record is from RefSeq and is a predicted model, not a curated record. The transcript has 7 exons. Gene Ontology annotation, biological process: proteolysis.
AUGCAAAAGACUGGAACCAUUGAGGUACCAGAACAAGCAGCAGAAGUGAAGGAAGAGACCUUACCAUCUUGGUGGCUGGUCAAUCAAGCAGCUGAGGAAAAAGACUCACCUCAGUCAGCAAGAAGUCAUCCACCAGCAGCUGAAAAGCAAAACAGAGGUGAAGGUAAACCACCAUGUUUAGUUAUGGUUCUUAGUGAGCAUGGGAAGUAUACUUUUAGACCUAAUGAACCGGGGAUAUUAGCUGAUAAACCUGCGGGGUCUACUGGUCUUCUACCUUUUAAUCAGAAAUUGCAAGAAGAAAAUAUUAUGGGCAGUUCUAGUGAGGUUAAAGUAGACAGUAAAGGUUUAUUUGGGAGUUCAGGGCUUAUGUUACCUCGACCUAAAUUAGAACUACAGAUGUUUGAUGGUAGUAAUCCCAAAGGAUGGAAGGGUAGUGUAGAAGAAUAUCAAGAAAAGUUUGAAGAGUUAAGACCCUAUUUGCUACAACAGCAUAUGCAUUUAGGGGAAGAUUAUUUUGUCUCCAGUUUCAUUAGUGGUCUGAAGGAGGAAUUGAAACAUAAGGUGAAGGUGUUGGAGCCCAGAAAUCUGUCUGAGGCUUACAGGCAGGCCAAACUUUAUGAGUUGGCUAAUGAGAUGGAAGGAAAGAAGUAUAAAUAUUCUCAAAAACUUUUUCCUUAUACUUCUUCAGGUGGUCAACAGAACAGUGGGACUAAAAGUUUGCAGCCUAAGACAACUCUUCCAAAUUCAAAUACAAGGCAGAGUUUACUGGAAUAUAGAAGAGAAAAUAAUCUGUGUUUUAAAUGUGGGGAAAAAUUUGCUCCUGGACAUCAGUGCAAAGAAUUGACAGAAGGAGAAAAUGGAGAAGGGAAUGAUGUAGCUAAAGAAGCACUGGAAAUUUCUAUCAAUGCUAUUACAGGUAAUGUGGGGCACACUACCUUGAGAAUUCAGGGUUUUAUCAUAGAAAACCCACUUAAUGUGCUAAUUGAUAGUGGAAGCACACAUAGUUUUGUGACUCCUAGGUGGGCCAAAGAAGGAGUGGAACUUGUUCAGACUCAACCAUUAGUUAUUACAGUAGCUAAUGAGGAGAAGCUAUUCAGUAAUGCCAAAAGUAAUCAAGUAAGUUGGAAGAUGCAAGGCUAUGAAUUUCAGCAUGAUUUUAGAGUUUUGUCUUUAGGGGGCAGUGAUAUGGUACUGGGAGUGGACUGGAUAGAAGAGUUUAGUCCUAUAAUGAUGGAUUUCAAAGCCAAGACAAUUAGUUUUGAAAGGGAUGGAAAGACUGUUAUGAUUAGAGGAACUCAGAAAUUACCAACCAUCAAAACCAUCUCAGGUGAAAAAUUACAGAAGUUAGUGGAGAAGGAUACUGAAGAAGUGUUUGAGGAACCUAAAGGGAUGCCUCCUAGCAGAAGACAUGAUCAUGCCAUUGUUCUGAAACAUGGGACACAGCCAAUCAAUUUAAGACCCUAUAGAUUUGCUCAUCAUCACAAGACUGAAGUUGAAAAACAGAUUGCACAAAUGUUAGCCUCAUCUAUCAUACAAAUUGAUUUGAGAUCUGGUUAUUGGCAAAUUCGGAUUAAAGAGGAGGAUGUUCAUAAAACUGCUUUUAGAACUCAUCAAGGGCACUAUGAAUUUAAAGUUAUGCCUUUUGGCCUGACUAAUGCCCCAUCUACUUUUCAAGAUUUGAUAAAUGACUUGUUUGGAGCAUAUUUGAGGAGUAUGAUAGAGCAUAAAAAUCAUUUAAGAGUGGUGUUGGAAAUUCUACUGAAGAAUAGUUUGUAUGCCAAAAAGAGUAAAUGCUUUUUUGGCCAACAACAAGUAGAGUAUUUGGGACAUUUAAUUUCAGCUAAGGGAGUAGCAACUGACCCUGAAAAAAUAAAGGCUAUGCAACAGUGGCCUUUACCUAAAAAUCUAAAAGCUUUGAGAGGAUUUUUGGGUUUGACAGGGUAUUAUAGAAAAUUUAUCAAAGGGUAUGGAGAAUUGAGUAAACCCUUGACUAAUAUGUUGAAGAAGGAAGGAUUUCAUUGGUCUCCAGAGGCUAAAUUAUCUUUUGAGAAUUUAAAAAGGGUUAUGUGUGAAGCUCCAGUUUUGGCUUUACCAAAUUUUGAGCAAAAAUUUUUUUUGGAAACUGAUGCUAGUUCCAGGGGUAUUGGGGCUGUUUUAUCUCAAGCAGGAAGGCCUAUAGCUUAUUUAAGUAAGGCUUUGGGGCCAAAGCAUGCAGACCUUUCUAUCUAUGAAAAGGAAUACUUGGCCAUCCUAAUGGCAGUAUCCCAUUGGAGGCAUUAUUUGGAAAGUGGCUCAUUUGUGAUUAAAACAUAUCAUGAACCCCUAAAACACUUAUUAGAACAAAAGCUGACUACUACAAUCCAAAAGAAAGGUCUGACUAAGUUACUUGGAUUGGAUUAUACAAUUCAGUACAGGAAAGGCAAAACAAAUAAGGUGGCAGAUGCACUUUCUAGACAGCGACUUGAUUCUGGUGAAUUUUUGCAAAUGGGGGUUACUGUUGUAAUUCCUACUUGGAGACAGGAUAUUGAGCAGAGUUAUGAAGGGGAUCUACUAGCUCAAGAGAAGAUUCCUAUUUUACUUAUUCAGCCUGACAAGAUUGAGAAUUGA